Messenger RNA from Penicillium samsonianum, 183 nucleotides. RefSeq lists its product as uncharacterized. The transcript has 2 exons. The record is from RefSeq and is a predicted model, not a curated record. The annotation marks the transcript as partial. Lineage: Eukaryota; Fungi; Ascomycota; Eurotiomycetes; Eurotiales; Aspergillaceae.
CGGGCGGGUACGGCAAAUAUCCCUGUGUACUUGUUUUCUUUCUCUUCUCUCUCUUCCCUCUCUCCAGGACAGGACUCUUUACUCCGCUUCUUUCUCCGCCUUGUCCCUUUUUCCUCUGGUGUCACCAGAUCAUUCCGGCAUUCCGAGUCACUGCGUGCCCUAGAAAGCCUUGAGCCGAUUUGA